This is a messenger RNA of Ciona intestinalis (vase tunicate), 4954 nucleotides long. The record is from RefSeq and is a predicted model, not a curated record. NCBI's taxonomy places the organism in Eukaryota, Metazoa, Chordata, Ascidiacea, Phlebobranchia, Cionidae.
CAGAUAACUUUAUGGUUUCUAAAAGUAGGGGAUGGUUGAAAUAUUUAGGAUAAUCCUGGCUUGUGUAUUGUUUGGUACAGCGCUCUUGUUGGAGUUGGAUUUUAAAUGCAGAAACACUGAUGUUUUCCCGGAGGACAGUUUCCAGUUGACCUGCUCUCUAUAUUAUACAGAGCCGUUUAAAAAUGUCAAUAUUUCUUUGUACUGGCCGAAUAUAAACACGAGACAACUGCAGCCUUUGUUGAACUCGUAUCGAAUAUCAAACCCGUUUGGAGCUUUGGAUGACGUAACUGUGACGUCAGAUGAUGACGUCACUCGGACGAAAAUUCAAGCGAAGUUUGACUUUUUUCCAGAAAAUAAGGAUAUUUUGUUCGAUUUGACGGUAAGGGCUGAGAAAAUUGAAGUUGGGGACAAGAUAAUAGUAAAAGGUUUUGCCAGUGUCCAGAACUACAAUGGUGACAUUACGUCUGCAAAGUCUCCUUCGAUCAUUACUUGCGUUGGACCAUGUCUAACUGUGACGUCACAAGAGGAUGACGUCACACGAAGAUCGGGAAACUCAUAUUCGAUGGAAACAACAGUACAGUCGUGUCCUGAUGCUACAGAAGAUCCAUUAAAUGUUAAAGUGCUAAUAAAGGCAAGCGCAGGUUUACGCUACAAGUCUGGAGUUAGUGCAAUAUCUAGUACAGGAAUACUCGACACUGUCGCACUUUCUUUUAACAAAUGGGUUACAAUCGACAACGUUUAUCGAAACCAAACGCUUACACUUUGGUAUGACUAUGACGUAACCAAUGACGUCAUUCUCAACUCCAUGGCCACAAUAGAAACCAUCGUAGAAUAUACGGCAACUAAUGAAAAAACAUAUAACGCAACGAGUAGUACAGAAUGGCCGACCGAAAGUCUGGAGUGUAACUCCUGUCAUUUGAACUUUGACUUGACAAUCACACCAGAUGACGGAUUUGAAAUUACAACUUGUGUGACCAUUCCACCUGGCACCGUGUAUUUAGAUUUAAAUUUAGAAUUUCUGCAACAGCAAAACUCGUUGAAGCUGGUCAUAAAUUCUGGGAGCGUGACGUCACAAAAAGAAAUAAUCAUAAACAAUAAAAGGACCCGGAAUUUUAACGAAAGAGUUACACCGAUCAGACGAAAGCGAUCGAUCGACGAUGACGUCACUGACACGUGGGCGAUAGGAAACGUCACCAAUCCCCAAACCGACAACAACAUGUUAAUCAUAGUGGCCCAAGUUGCCCCUAAAGUAACUUCUCGCGCUGCCGGCGACCAAAUUUCUGGCGAGAUGAUCGUUUCUAUGACAGAACUUGGCAGAAUAUUGGAAAGAACAGUCGUGGUUACUUCACCCGAACUAUCAGUGAACAAGUCGGUCCAGGUGACCGACACAGCUGCAAAUCCAGAUGUGUUUCGUAUAUCAUUGCAGGGUAAACCCCUUGCCAACUACGUCACUGCCUAUGACGUCAUAGUUUCCGAAUCUACCGCCGAGCUGUCGGCAUUAGAGUAUAUCAUACCUACAGACACAAGCAGAAUUGAGGUUCAAAAUAAUGCGGGAAUUACGAAGUUUUUUGCUGGAAACAUAACAAAUUCCACAGUUUUCCAAGUGGUUUAUGACGCAACAGUUCGCGAUUUUGGAAGUGAAGUGACGUCAACCGUGUUUGUGACGUCAUCAAUUACGUAUUACACCACACAGCAGCGGACGUUACAGAGAACAGUUAACGCUACAGUUUGUCUGACAGUCAACCCUGUCCCAACAACUUGCAUUUGGUGUGCUGUUCUUUUGAUCAUUAUUUGCUUGCUGGUGGGGUUUUUACUGGCAGCAUUGAUCAUGGCUUGCUGGGUUGCUUGUAUUCCUAGAUCUAUGCCUUUGGUUGGGCCUGGUUCAAAAACCAAGAAAUCUUCAACCGACAUAUCCCUUUCAAAAAACAUGACAGAAAUGCUUCAACUUGACUCUAAAACUGAAAUAAGCCAGGCAGCAGUAAUGUUUCAUCUUGAUGCAAUGUUAGAUUUGGAUCGCAAAAUAAGAGAAUCAAGAACGCUGUUGAUCAGUCAAGGCUUCAGAUUAAUUCUAAAACAUAAUACGACUUACGAGAACAGAGCCGAACGAGAAGAGUAUUAUAGGUUAUUGGAACAUUUUGAUCACCAUUUAAAAGAAAAACAGAAAAGGAAUGUUGUGCAUGCAAAUGUAAAAAGAACUCGUACGAUUCCAUAUGUCGAUUUUAAGCAUUGGAAAGAAAGACUUCGAGAAUUUAACCCAGAGUUUCGCAACGAAGUUUUAAAAAUGCUGCAAAAAAUCAAAACUCGCCAAUUAGUUUCUGAAAAUUUUCUAAGGUAUCUAUACGAGCAGUCAGAUUCCUAUCUAGAAACGUGUGAAGACAAAAGCUAUGACGAGUUGCUGAAGGACAUUGAAAAACUCUCGGAAAGAAACAAAUCCACUUUUGCUUUGGCCCAACUGGUUCACGAUGUGUCGGUAAAACUCGACCAAAUUAUGAGAAAUAAUGUUCAGAAAAUUGCUUUGUGGACGAGGUCACGUGAGCGAGAAUCGUUCAAGCGUUACGACGAAAGGACGCUCAAAAAGAAAACAUGGAAUCAAAUAGCGAUGCUGCAGGCCGAGAUCAUUGAAAAGGCUGAAAGGCAAGAAAUUUUAGCUCCCGACGACAAAGAAGAAUUAUUCGCAUUUGUGCUUUCAUAUAUGAGCGAGGCAAAAGGGAAGUUUGACAAUGAGUUGCCUAAAAUUCAGAAACAGCUGUGCACAGAGUAUGAGGCAACAACAGCAUCAACAAAGAAAAAGAAUAAAGCAAGAGAAAAUGAAACAAGCGGUCAAAGUAUCAGCGAUAUUGAACUUUUACCGAAAUGGAUUGACCAAGUAAUGUUUAAGUUGGAAUCGAACCUUGCAACUGACAGAGAAAACGAGAUGUCAUUUGACCGGUUGGCUUUUGAUGGUUAUCGAAACAUUGAAGGCUUGGUGAACGAAAUAAACCAAGACAUUGAAGUUGGGAAAUCUAAUCUUAAAUCACUUUUAAUAUCGAAAGGUGCUCGAAAAAAUUGGGUGGAGACUGUUUUCCGCAAGAAAGAACAAAAACUUGAGAAGUCUUCAAUGGAAACGACCCAGCAAACUGAAACAUUGAAGCGCCGCCAUGUUAAACAAGAUAACACAGGGGUUCAACUGCUGGAUAAAAUAUUUUACUCCCAACAAGAAGUUCGGACCAAGGAAACCAUUUGUUUUUAUUGCCAACAAUCGCAAAAUAUGUCAGAUGUGCAAACUCGCAUGAUAAAAGAGUUAUUGGAAAGCCGAAUAUCUGAACACUUACGAAUGGAACAGCUUAUGAAAGAAGCGAGUGAAGCUGUGCCUCAAGGUGUGACGGAAGAAGAAAUUAGACUCGAGUUGAAAGAAAAACUUUCGAUAUAUUGCGGAGAUGGACCUUUCGUGGGAACACCUGGGAAAACAAAACUAAAAACCAAGAAAUUGAACCAAUUAGUUGGAAUUCAAAAUUCUGUUUCUGCUCUGCCAGCACCUCGUAUCUCUGACGCAAAAUCUUUAUUGGACCUUGAAUGCAAGCGGCGUGCUGUUGAAGAUCUGAUGAUGACGUUUCUAGAACUGAUGACGUCAUCAGAAAAAAUUAAACCCGAGACGUGUAAGAUAGUUCUACAUGAAUAUAAAACGCAGCGUGAAGGGAUUACUGGCAAGAUUUCGGACGAGAGGAAAAUGCGAGAAAACGAAUUAAAAGAAGAAGUUUCAAAAAGACUGUUGUGUUUAAAUAAAGCAGAGGAAGUUGCACAAAGUUUUGACAUGGCAAGAGAGUUGAUGCCUGCUGGUUUAAAUAUAACAGCGAGAGCAUUGGAGAGAUGUAAGAAACAAACUAUACGAGAAAGAUUAACUUUGCAACAUCUUUUCGGAAUCAAAGAAGAAUUUCGAAUGAAAAAGCAGAAAGCAUUAUUCGACCAGGACAUGUUAUUAGUGCGUGGUCUUGUUACGGCAUCUGGAGCAUCGUAUGCUGACGUACGAGACGCGUUACAACUAUUGUUGCCUGGACAACCGACAGCGGAAAUUGAAGCAAUGGUCCGAUACAUACAUCCUAACAAGCAAAAUAAAACAAACACCUCGUUCGGAAUAUUGGUAAAGCGAAUCGAGGAGAUCGUAAAACAGAGGCAGUUAAAAUCCAAAAAUAAAACCUCUUCCAUAAAAAGAAAAGUUUCGUUUGCUCAAGACCGGAUGAAACCAGUUCAACUCGAUCCGCUAGGUGGGAACAGAGAUCUCCAUAAACUUGGGACUCGUCCAGAACCAUUGGGGAGAAUCGCCUCCCCAGAUCAUGGGACGAGAUGAUAAUAUUUAAUUACAGUGCUUAACCAAAGUCGACCGACAAGUUAUUAAAAAAAAACUUUUCAAAAAAAACAUUUUUUUAAAUUUUUAGUUUAUAUUUUUCUGUUAUUUCCCACUCAUUGAACACAAAAAUGUAAAUUAAAAACAAAUUAUUUUUGUUCAAAAAUGCUUAUCUUAACUAUAGUACAAGUCUCAUUAACUGUGUGUUUUCCGAUGGCCACGCUUUUUAACUGAAACUUUUUUGCCCACACCUUUAUUCAUAUAGUGUGUUUUUCGGACUGGUAUAUUGCUGUUGUUUCUUACCUACGUUUUUUAUAAUAACAUGGUCUUCGGUUUGUGGGUUUCGAAGAGAUAAAUUAAAAUUUAUUUUCAGUAAUGUAAUAAAUGUAAAAACAAGCUUACAGCAUAAGGUAUACUGAAGUCACUUAAAAGUGAAAAAAAAAGUGAAAAAAAAAGUGAAAAGGUGUGCUAUUUUCUCCUACCCUACUAUUUGACUAAAACAUCUCCAAACAACUUUUAGCCGUGUUAUUUUACGCACAACAUUUACGCACCUCAUUCAAGUUGUACAAUUUUAAGACUACUUUCCGUGGCAAAUAUUUAACAUUUAAAAAUAAAAAAAACGCGUUGAGACAA